AUGUUUCGCAAGUCACUAGGCUCAAUUCUCGCAAGAAGAACAAUGUCAAACUCAAUUGUAAGCAAACAACAAUCCGCCAUUAUUUUUGAUGGUAUCAGUGAUGGUUAUGAUGUGAUUAAAUACAAGACCAUUCAAACUCCCACAGUUGAAAACUCUAACGAGAUGGUUAUAAAGAAUUCUUAUUCUGGUAUUAACUUUAUCGAGGCAUACUUCCGUAAGGGAAUAUAUCCAUGUGAAUUACCAUACCUUCCAGGCAGGGAAGCCUCGGGGAUAGUCGCUGAAGUUGGGAAAGAUGUGAAAAAUUUCCAAAUUGGUGAUAAGGUGGCUUAUCUUCAUGGUGAGACAAUGGCUGAGUUUACCAAAAUUAAAGAAACUGACCCUAUCAUCAAAUUAUCGAAAGAUGCAAGUGACGAAAACUUGAAAUUAUAUGCUGCUGGUUUACUACAAUCGUUGACAGCUAUAACUUUAAUCAACGAAGCUCACGAAGUCAAGAAAGGGGAAUAUGUGUUAGUGUACGCUGCAGCUGGUGGAGUUGGAUUACUUCUCGAUCAAUUAUUGAAGAUGAAAGGUGCACAUACAAUCGCAGUCUGCUCAACAAAAGAAAAAUUGGAACUGGCAAAGGCAAAUGGUGCUGAAUUCUCAAUCAAUUCUAAAGAAGAGAAUGUCGUGCAAAGAGUUAUGGAAAUUACUAACAAUAAAGGUGUUGAUGUGGCAUAUGAUUCUAUUGGCAAGGCUACAUUUGAAGAUACACUGGCUGCAUUAAAGCUCAAAGGGUCUUUAGUGUCAUUUGGAAAUGCAAGUGGACCUGUACCUCCAUUAUUGAUUAAUAGACUAUCACCAAAGAACCUCAAGCUGGUUAGACCCCAAUUAUAUGGCUAUAUUACUAACCCAGAGGAUUGGGAAAAAUAUUCAAAAGAAUUUCAGUCAUUGGUAGAUUCAGGUAAAUUGAAUAUUAAGAUUUUCAAAACAUACCCUUUAAAAGAUUAUAAAAUUGCUGUUCAAGAAUUGGAAGGUAGAAAGACAACAGGGAAAUUGGUAUUAAAAAAUUGA
Molecule: messenger RNA, 1050 nt
Organism: Naumovozyma castellii
Lineage: Eukaryota; Fungi; Ascomycota; Saccharomycetes; Saccharomycetales; Saccharomycetaceae
Gene: ZTA1
Product: NADPH:quinone reductase
Exons: 1
Coding region: 1-1050 (349 amino acids)
Source: RefSeq, a predicted model, not a curated record